Cornus florida is the source of this 774-nucleotide messenger RNA. Its product is annotated as putative disease resistance RPP13-like protein 1. NCBI's taxonomy places the organism in Eukaryota, Viridiplantae, Streptophyta, Magnoliopsida, Cornales, Cornaceae. The coding region runs from base 1 to 774 and encodes 257 amino acids. The transcript is spliced from 3 exons. The record is from RefSeq and is a predicted model, not a curated record.
AUGCAUGACCUCAUGAAUGAUUUGGCUCAAUUUGUUGCUGGAGAAAUAUGUUUCAGGGCAAAUGAUAAUUUUGAUGGUAAUGAGCAAUCUACAAUUUCUAAACGGACUCGGCACUUGUCUUACACAAGUCAAAGGUUACAAAAUAAGCGAGUUACCAAAUUCCGUUUGCAACUUGAAGCAUUUACGAUAUCUCAAUUUAUCUUAUACUUCAAUCCAACGGCGUUGUCGAAGAUUAUUGUGGGAAAAAGCAACGGGUCAAGACUAACGGAGUUGAAGCAUCUAUUGCAUCUAUGCGGGAAGCUUUCUAUUGUGAAGUUAGAGAAUGUAAUGGAUGUUGGAGAAGCAAUGGAGGCCAAUUUAAUGGGUAUGAAGGACCUUGAUGAAUUAGAGUUGGGAUGGAGUGAAGACUUUGAUGAUUCUAGAAGUACUGGAGAGCUUGAAAUGCAUGUACUUAACGCCCUAGAGCCACAAAGAAAGUUGAAAAAGCUUAAAGUUGAAUUCUACAGGGGCGCGAGCUUUCCAACUUGGAUGGGAAAUCCAACAUUUUCUAAAAUGGUGAAUCUAAGUCUUCGUGGUUGUAUAAUAUGUGAAUCAUUACCACCACCGGGACAGCUGCCCUUACUCAAAGACCUACUCAUUAAAGGCAUGCAUGGAGUUAAAAGCAUUGGGGCCGAGUUUUGCAAAUAUGAUUAUCCAUUAGAAUCUCCUUUUCCUUCACUGGAGUCUAACAUUCGAGGAUAUGCCGGAAUUGGAGGAAUGGUGUUUCUCAAAUGA